This is a messenger RNA of Nematostella vectensis (starlet sea anemone), 3432 nucleotides long. Its product is annotated as TNFAIP3-interacting protein 1. The transcript has 14 exons. Lineage: Eukaryota; Metazoa; Cnidaria; Anthozoa; Actiniaria; Edwardsiidae. Bases 335 to 2605 code for a protein of 756 amino acids. Gene Ontology annotation, biological process: cellular response to lipopolysaccharide; regulation of transcription by RNA polymerase II. The record is from RefSeq and is a predicted model, not a curated record.
UGAUAGUUUUAUACCCUUCGCUUCUUCGCCCACCGCUCUUCGCUCGAUGUUUUGUUAGGGAAGGUGGCAGAAUUUAGCCAUUGUCGAGAACUUUGAUGCAAAAACUUAAUUUACGAACCCUAUAAACACACAACUAGCUUUUUUAACCAUAAAAUAGCCCGCUUGUUGAAGGGGAGCGAAUGAGUUGAUGUACAGAGCUGCGACUUGGCCGAAUUUGCACAUCCAAGAUGGCGGGUACGAUUGGGCCGCGUUUUAAACACAUGGAACCAAAACUUUAGACAAUCAACGAUUCCUGAAGUAUUUUUGCUAGAGCGAUAAUUCAAGAUAAAAAAAAAUGCAAAAAGACAGUAAUACUGCAUCUAAGGAAUACAGACUUAUUCAACUACAGAUUGAGAGACUCCAGCAGGAAAAUAAGAUGUUGAAGCUCAGAGCGCAAGGUGUAAGUGUUCUAGGAAAAGUACUUCAGGAGUCUCACAAGGAGAACUCCAAUCUCAAGCAGGAAGUUCUUGAGCUCAAGACCCAGCUAGAGCAUGGAGGAGUGUCCCCUCUCCACUCGCUGUCAUUGCCACAGCAACCCGAUCCUGCCACUCAUGAUCAGCAGAAAUCCACAUCAAUGCCACAAGUGCAGACAGCCACAGAACAGACAGCCCGUUGUUACUUGUCAAAGCCUGGUGACAAAUCUUUUCACAGUUUGCAGGAGUCCUUUGGAAGUAAUACAUUUGAGUAUGUAAAUCUCCCUAAACCUGAUCAUGAGCCUAAACUGGAGUAUUCUAUGACAUCACUGGCUCUGGGCGCAGACUUGCACAUCAAGGAACUCAAGUCUAAAUUUGGGACAUUGAAAGAAGAGUUAGAUGAGCUGAUUCAGCAAGUAACUGCAGCUCUAGAGCAAGCCAAGAAGUUUUCAGGACAGACUGAAGAUGCAGAGCAUAUCAUGAUGCUGGCACGACUGCUUGGUCGCCUUGAGAAGCAAGGCAAAGAAGCCACAACUAGAGAAUCUCAUCUCUUGGGACUUGCAACUGAAGAGGAGCAGCUGAAAGAAAAGUUCCAUGCCAUUGAGACAGAGCAGCUCUCCCAAGAGAAAGUCAUUACUGCACUUCGGAAACAGAUGGAGGAGGAGAAACAGGAGUUUGAGCGUGUCCGAGAAGAAGUCCGCUUCAUGGAUGAGGUUGUCAUGGUUAAGAAAGAAGAUAUCCCAUCUACCCGAAGCCUGACUUCAUCAUCAUUUACAUCAGCUUCAUCGGAAAGUUCAAAAAAAGCACCUGGUUCACAGUAUCAGGAGUUGCACCUGCAAGGACAUGCUCAAGCAGGGACCUCCAAAAGCUGCAACUGUGAUGCUGAGUACAAGAGACAACUGGAACACUUACAAGAGCAACUGGAACAAGUCCGAAACGAGCGCAAUGAAGCUAUACGCCUGAAAGAAGAGAUUGUGGAUGUCAACCAUGCUUGGGAUGUCCAGUACAGGAAGCUCGAGGUGGAGACAAACAACCAGAUAGGGGACCUGAAAAAACAACUUGAGAUCCUGAAAAGUGGAGACCAGCAGAAGCGGUUUGAUACACUCUGGGUCAAAGCCAAAUCCAUGAUGGAUGAAGAAACAAAGCACAAAGAAAACGCCAUAAAAAGAAGCAAAGAAUUUGAGGAAAGAAGUCAUUACUUUGAGUCCCAAUGUUCUACCCUAGCAAAGGAGCUUGAACAGCGAAACAACACUAUCAUAAUGCUUGAGGCCAAGCUGCGAGAGCCAGCCACAAGCCCAUCUGGAUGGACAGACACACAGAGCUUUUGGGACCAGGUUGGUCAGCAGCAAAAGUUUCCCAGUGCUCUGCCCUCUGCCCCCCUUACUGAGCGCGUCGAGCCUCAAGUGAGCCAGGAGGAGUCCCUCCCCCCUGCCAGCUUUACACAGGGAACGCCAGCCGAUAUUAUCAAUGAGAUCGAGGUCUUGAAGCAGCAGCUGCGUGUUUAUGCUGAUGACUUCACCAGCGAGAGGCAGGACCGAGAAAGAGUCCAAGCUGAGAAGGAGAAGAUUAGCGAGCAGCUCAAAGCCGUCAAGGAACAAGUACUUGCUCUUGAAGAACAGCUUCGUAUCUACGAGGAAGACUUCCGUCGGGAGCGUCAGGAAAAAGAGCGAUUACAGCGCCAGCUCCAGUUAUCCCCGGGAGCCAGAGCAAUGUAUGUCACACAACGUGAAGAUGACGAAUCAGUAUCACGCAAGGCCCAGGCAGUGGCCGAACGCCAAGCCAGACUUCGCAACUUGCGCGAGCAAUAUGACAUGGAGGAACGCAGACUUAUGCAACAGGAGCAAGAAUUGCAGCAGGCAUCUCAAGCCAGACAGCCUUAUGAAUCCACGUACCCUCCUUAUGGAAGAGAUGAACGCCGCCCAUAUGUUCCCCAAUGGAGGCAGCAGCCGCUGCGAGCCCGCGGUAUUAGUGAGAUAUUUCGAGGCGCGGAGGUGAUUCCUGACACGGGGGUUGGGGAAGAGGUUGUCGAUUCUGCCGGAAGUCAGCCCAAGUCUCCGCCGUCCAGCCCUUUAUCUUGCCCAAGGUGCUUGAAGAAGUUUCCAAAGGGUGACCACAGCGGCUUAAACGCACACGUGGACAAGUGCAUCGAUUAGAAAUCCCGGUAUUUGUCGGGAACCGAAGGUGUCACGGACAGCCAAGAGUACAGCCAAACUCAUUCCGUUGUGUUCUCCGGGAUUUCCUCAAAAACGUUUCAAGUGUUUGUGGCUAGCUUUAGCUAUCCACUAUGUCAUCGUCUCGAGUGCAUGAGUGUAAACAUUAGAUAAAACACGAAAAGAGCAAAUGUUUGCUGUUAUUUUUGUUCAAAUCAAAGAAAGUGUGGGUGUGUGUGGUGGUGGUAGUGCUUUUUAAAGUAUUAUUAUACUAAGAAAUAACCUAGAGAUAUUUGAUAUUUGACUAAGAAAUAACCUAUAGAACUUUGAUUUGUAUUUACAACUGUAAUGUUGUAAACAGCUGCAGUAGCUACAUGCACGUUUACGGGUCUAUUUCAUUUUCAAUGAAACUAUGAGACUAUGUACUUUCUGUGAAAGUUUCUUUAUGCCCGGUAUUUUGUUAGUUAGUUAGCGUGGGUUUUUUCUGUUCAUUGAUGAGUAUGUCAUUGAUGUCAUAACCUUUUGCUUUUACUUAAUUAAAAUUGCAUUACAUGUGUGAAAGAUGUAAGGAUACGGAUAUGUUUCUAUCCUUUAAAAUUUACAACACAGUUUAACAUUGUAGUACUAGCAGCAUGCUAUUUGACCAAGGUUGCACCAUAGUCAGUCUACUCUGGUUGCACUCGAGAACCCAUGUAUUGUAUCCCGAACUGGCUCAUGGCUAACGUAUAAAUGGCUAGAUAUUAACAGGUUCAACAAGAAUGUAACAACUUUCAUAACCUGAGAUUUUUUAUUUACCAAUAAAGCACUGCGGGUUAAGACCCAUGGAUUUA